AUGACAGACACAGGUGAAAAGAAGUCUACUGACUUCGAUCAGCCAGGCUUUGAACUAGGAGAGCUUCAGUCGGAGCCCACCUUCUCUCCCGAUGCUGAGAAGAGGCUUGUACGCAAGGUCGACUUAAUGCUGCUUCCCCUAAUGCUCUUCGCCUACAUGAUGGCGUUCCUCGACAAGCAGGCCCUGAACUACACCUCGCUCAUGGGCAUUAGAGAGGAUCUGCAUCUGGUGGGAUCGCAGUACAGCUGGUCGUCUAGUAUCUUCUACUUGGGAUAUCUGUUCUUCAGCCCGAUUGCCUCGCUUCUGCUUGUCAAGUUUUCGCUUGGGAAAUAUCUCGCUAUGAAUUUCAUCAUCUGGUCCGUUAUCCUGGCCUGCCACGCCGCGACGACGAACUUCACCGGAAUUAUGAUCGUUCGCUUUUUUCUGGGCUGUACAGAAGCCAGCAUCUCUCCGGGCUUCAGUCUUAUAACGUCUCUGUGGUAUCGCGCCUCAGAGCAGCCCCUCCGCCACGGCGUCUGGUUCUGUGGGAACUCGAUCUCCCUGAUUUUUGGAAACCUGAUUGCUGUUGGGAUUUGGAAAAUAGAUGGUGCUCUUACGCCAUGGAAGUGGCUGUUUAUAAUCUUCGGCCUUGUUACCUUCCUCUGGGGCAUCCUGAUGCUCUUCCGACUCCCAGACUCGCCAACCAACGCAUCCUUCCUGACGGAUGAUGAACGUGAAAUUGCGCUUGCCCGACUUCGAUCAAACAAGGCCGGGUAUAAAACAAACAAGAUAAACCGGGAGCAGAUUGUGGAAGCCUUCAUCGACCCAAAGACGUACAUGUUGGCUCUAUAUAUUUUAGCAGCCAACAUUCCCAACGGCGGAUUCACCACGUUUUCGGGUCUCAUCCUGAAAGGGUUUGGAUAUAGCACAUUCCACACUCUGCUGCUCGGCAUUCCCCCGGGUGUCGUUCUCUUCAUACUCGUCCUGGGAUCAUCAAUCGUCGCGUCCAAAGUCCGCAACAGCCGUCUCCUAGCCUGCGUCUUCACCACAAUCCUAAGUAUAAUCGGCACCGCCCUCGUCUACGGAACAUCCGCAAUCGCAUCCCGCUACGUCGGAAUCAUCCUGAUGGGGACAUACUCCGCCGCAAUGCCCGUGACAAUGGCAAUGAUAACCUCGAAUAUUGGCGGGUUCACAAAACGCUCGACAGUGAAUGCGAUUUAUUUCGUCAUGUACUGCGCGGGGAAUGUCAUCGGCCCGCAGCUUUUCUUUGAGAGUGAGGCGCCGACGUAUCAGAGUGGUCUCCAAUCUAUCUUGGUCUGCCUUGCCGUUGUGGUGGUUGAUUGUAUUGGGCUACUUGUUUACCUACGGGUGGAGAAUAUGAAGAGGGAUAGGGCUGCUAGAGCUGGAGGUCAAAGCCAUAUCCAGAAUACACCAAGGGACGAAGGGCUGGCGGAUGUGACGGAUCUAAAGAAUCCUACUUUCCGAUAUGUCUUUUAA
This is a messenger RNA of Aspergillus puulaauensis, 1476 nucleotides long. RefSeq lists its product as uncharacterized. Gene Ontology annotation, biological process: dipeptide transport; transmembrane transport; tripeptide transport. The transcript has 8 exons. The coding region runs from base 1 to 1476 and encodes 491 amino acids. NCBI's taxonomy places the organism in Eukaryota, Fungi, Ascomycota, Eurotiomycetes, Eurotiales, Aspergillaceae. The record is from RefSeq and is a predicted model, not a curated record. Gene Ontology annotation, molecular function: allantoate transmembrane transporter activity; dipeptide transmembrane transporter activity. Gene Ontology annotation, cellular component: plasma membrane.